GAGCGCACGAAGUUGGCCAUGGCAUGUUGCCAUCCCGCGCAUCAAGAUCGAGGAGACCAGAGGUCUGGACGGCCGGGACAGCUUCGUCGUCUCACCGGCGGCACCCGGUGCCAACGUUCUUGGCUUUCAUGGGAUCCUGUGGAUCUGCACUUUGCCUCGAGCAAAG
Messenger RNA from Symbiodinium sp. CCMP2592, 166 nucleotides. The record is from the annotation of a GenBank genome assembly. NCBI's taxonomy places the organism in Eukaryota, Dinophyceae, Suessiales, Symbiodiniaceae.